Molecule: messenger RNA, 237 nt
Organism: Parnassius apollo (apollo)
Lineage: Eukaryota; Metazoa; Arthropoda; Insecta; Lepidoptera; Papilionidae
Source: the annotation of a GenBank genome assembly
AUGGCGGUCGCGGGGACUUUACGGGGCGCGGGCGGAACGCGUCCAAUGGCAGCAAACGGUGAGACGGCGCGGCAAGAUGGCGUCCAAUGGUGGCGAAGCGAUCACGCACUCGGCGCGUGCCGGCGCGUGUCGUUCACGUGCACACGGUGUGACGGGCGAGGUCGCAGCGUGACGUCACCGGCGCGCCCCCGCAUGACGUCGGGGCGCGCGGCAAGGUCGCCUCGCCUAGCGCGGUGA